CUCCCACGGCUCCGCUGGGAUCAUAGCAACCAACGGAGGUCUCUUCUGCACUCAUCGCCGGAGAAAAAGACCUUCGGGUAAAAAAAAAAAAAUUACCUGUUCUAUGCUCCUAAGAAUCUCUCUCCUCUUCCUCAAAUCUCUCCAUGCCAUUGCCGGAAUACCCCUGAUCUUGUCCCCAAAGUUUUCCCCACCGUUCCCGACCUCAUCCCCGGUUCGCUCGUUUUCCCAUUACUAGUUUCCUCGAUCUUUUUUUUGCUCCUCCACUUUUGUCGGAGAAGACCGCUGGAACAAUGGACGGAACCCCUGAAACCCUACCCCCACCGGCAUUUCCGGGGGAGAUCAGCUCCGCCCUAUCGGAGAUCCUCCUAUCCGGAACCGACCCCUUGGACUCCAUCUUCUCCCACCUCCCGCCGCCGUUCCCCGCAGCGCCGGAGCCCCUCGGAUCCGGUGUCUAUCGAUACCAGACGGAGCUCCUCCGGAGGCUCGCCACCGAAGCCCGGCCCUUCUCUGCCCCCUUCCCCUACCACGUCAAUCCGCCCGCCUGGGCGGCGGCGGAUCAAAAUCACCGCCUGUUCUACGGCGUCGGGCCGGUGAAGAAGAAGCUCUAUCGGGGAGUCCGGCAGCGGCACUGGGGGAAGUGGGUGGCCGAGAUCCGUCUCCCCCAGAACCGGAUGCGGGUGUGGCUCGGCACGUACGACUCGGCCGAGUCGGCGGCCUACGCCUACGACCGCGCCGCCUACAAGCUCCGCGGCGAGUACGCCCGCCUCAACUUCCCGGACCUCAGGGACGGCGGCGAUUGCCCCGAGAAGCUCCGCGCUCUCGGAUCCGCCGUCGACUCCAAGAUCCAGGCCAUCUGCCAGCGGGUCGAGCGGCAGAGAAGAUUGAAACGGAUAUCUGAGUCCAAGAAGGGGAAGGCCAAGGGAGAGAGACGGAGAGACGAGAAGCCGUCGUCGUCGUCGGCGGUGGCGGCGGAGGGCCCAUCGGAGACGUCGUCGUCGGUCUCGGCGGAGAGUUUGAAGACGGCAGGAUCCACGGAAAUGGAAGGCGAGUGUUCGCUGGCGCGGCUGCCUUCAUUCGAUCCCGAGUUAAUCUGGGAAGUGCUGGCUAAUUAAGCCCAAAAAAAUCUGCAUUAGCUUCAUAAAUAUGUAACUAAUGGAUAUUAUAAGGUUGGAGGGAAUACUGAAUAAAUGUUAGAGUUGUAACCGAGAUAUUUGAUGCGUGAAGUGACAUCUGGAAGGAUUUUUAGGCUUAGGUUUGGCAUGUGGAGGACAGCAAAAAAGCUAGGAUUAGGAUAGCAUGUCUGGUUGGCUCUAAAGGUGUGGUCCUCUCGGAGUGGGAUUUGUUCGUAUACGAAAUCCUUUAUCCUUUUUUUUUUAAAGGAUUUGGAUACUAAUCAAUUAUAUAUGUGGCCGUGUGAUCGUCAA
Elaeis guineensis (African oil palm) is the source of this 1424-nucleotide messenger RNA. The record is from RefSeq and is a predicted model, not a curated record. Lineage: Eukaryota; Viridiplantae; Streptophyta; Magnoliopsida; Arecales; Arecaceae.